AUGAUUGAUAGAAUUGUGACAAGAGAUAUUGAAAAUACCGUGGAAGUCGAGGAGUUCGUGGUGAGAUCAAGAGCGUGGCAUUCGUGGGAAGAUACUCUUUCAGAGAAAGUCAAGGAGUUCGUGGUGAGAUCAAGAGCGUGGCAUUCGUGGGAAGAUACUCUUUCAGAGGAAAUCCAUGGUCGGAGAAGGGUUGAGAGGUUAUCAGAGGAAAUCCAUGGUCGGAGGAGGGUUGAGAGGUUAUCAGAGGAAAUCCAUGGUCGGAGGAGGGUUGAGAGGUUAUCAGAGGAAAUCCAUGGUCGGAGGAGGGUUGAGAGGUUAUCAGAGGAAAUCCAUGGUCAGAGGAGGGUUGAGAGGUUAUCAGAGGAAAUCCAUCGUCGGAGGGUUGAGAGGUUUUCAGAGGCAUGGGAAGAACUUUGGAGAAACGAAGAGCGGGAUUUUUCCCCUGUCCUGGAAAUUCUCAUGUCCCCUGUGUUUGAUGCUGCUGCUGCUCAACUUGACCCAAAUGUUACUCGGUAUUAUGGAGAUAAGAAAAUGGAAAAGGCUAUGGCUAUGGCUAUGGCUUGUCGCGUGCUGUGCUUGUGUGUCGAUGAGUUGACGAAAUUACUUGUUCCCGAGAUUGGUCGGGUUGCUGAUGCACUGGUUCCAUUUUUGAAAUGGGGUCAAGAUCCACCUGUUGAUGAUGCACUGAUUCGAUUUUGGCGACGGUAUCCGGAUCCACCUCUUGCUGAUGCUGUGCUUCUACCUCCGGAAUGUUAUUCUGCCAAAGCAAUUAGAAUGGCUGCUGCUUCAGCCAUGCCAAAGAUACUGAAUUCAGCUAGAGAAGUUGUAGAAAGCAGCGACCCAGAGGACUAUGAUCACGCUAUGCAAUACGUCGAGGAGUUAUCUGAUAGGGUCAUACGUGCUUUAAACGAAGCUUCAGAUGUGGAACCUGAUGAGGAUGUUCGUUAUGACAUAUUGGAUGCUUUGAAUGACUGCAUACAGUAG
Messenger RNA from Ilex paraguariensis (yerba mate), 984 nucleotides. The record is from the annotation of a GenBank genome assembly. NCBI's taxonomy places the organism in Eukaryota, Viridiplantae, Streptophyta, Magnoliopsida, Aquifoliales, Aquifoliaceae.